AUGUUUGAAGCAAAGCUCACAGAAGGACUUAUUUUAAAGAAGAUCGUUGAGUCAAUCAAGGAUAUCGUCACUGACGUCAACAUCGACAUCUCCCCAUCAGGCAUUUCCCUCCAAGCCAUGGACUCAUCUCACGUCGCUUUGGUCUCAUUGAACUUGUCAAUGGACGGAUUCGAGCACUACAGAGCUGACACCAACAUGGUAUUGGGAGUCUCCAUUGCCAACUUGGCUAAAGUCAUGAAAUUGGCUGACAACAACGACCAAAUCACCCUCCAGGCAGACCAAGAAGCCACCCACCUCAAGAUUAUCUUCGAGAACCCCAAGACCGAGAGAACCACUGAGUUCAACUUGAACCUCAUCACCAUCGACAGCGAGCACCUCGCCAUCCCAGAGACCGAGUACUCCUCAGUCGUGACCAUCAACUCAGGAGAGUUCUCCAAGAUCUGCAAGGAGCUCUUCUCUCUCAGCGAGACUGUUUAAAUCACCACCAACACUGACUACGUUCAAUUCUCAGUUGAAGGUGAAGUCGGUUCUGGGCAGGUCAGACUCGGACACAACGACUCAGAAAAGAAGGAAGACCAAACCAUUCUUGAAGUCAGCGAGAGCGUCCAGUAAUAGUUCGCCAUCAGAUACCUCAACAUGUUCAACAAGGCAUCCACUCUCUCUAGCUUUACCAGACUCUGCCUCCACCAAGAGCAACCACUUGUAGUUGAGUUCAAAAUCGAUAACCUAGGUGUACUCAAGUACUUCUUGGCCCCCAAGAUCAGCGAUGAAUGA
Messenger RNA from Stylonychia lemnae, 774 nucleotides. The record is from the annotation of a GenBank genome assembly. Lineage: Eukaryota; Ciliophora; Spirotrichea; Sporadotrichida; Oxytrichidae.